GCGGCCCCGCGCCCACCAGCGGGCGGCGCCACCUGGAGUGGCCUCUACGCGGGAAAUCUCAGGGCCAGCUGCGCCCCAGGAGCCUUUGUGUGCCCAAGGACUGUCGGGGCCCCGGGGCGGGGGAGCGGCUACUUUUAGAGAUUCUUGAUCUCGCCGCAAGAACUGGAAAAAAUUUAGCACGCCAAAGAGCUGCCACUGAGGUGGAAAUUUGUUUGCGAGAACCUAAGAUAAAAUUUAAACAACAAACCAGGGGCGCUGUGAGGCAAACCGCUGCCACUACACUGGCUUUCUGGGAAGCAAGCUCAAGUCGCGGAGAGGGAAGGGAGGCCGUGCGCUCCGGGCGGGACGCGCUCCCAAGUCGAGCGCAGCGGCCGGGGCAGGUUGUACAGAGCGCGGUUCUGGGGACACCAUGCGGCCUCGAUUGGAGGUGGCUGUGAUGAAGAGCGGUUACCGCACAAUGGAAACGUGGGCACCUCCGCUCCCAUGAUAGCCUGCUGGUAGAGCUCCGAGGGGAGUCCGGGUCAAAGCGGCUUGGUGUGCGGUGCGCCCCGCCCCCCGCAGGCCCCGCCCCGCCAGGUCGCGCUGCCCUCCUUCUACCCAGUCCUUAAAACUCGGAGGAGGGGGAUGGCGCGCUUUGACUCUGGAGUGGGAGUGGGAGCGGGAGCGAGCGCUUCUGCGACGCCACUUGUGAGAGCCGCAAGGGAAUGGGAAUUGACGCCACUCACCGACCCCCAGUCUCAAUCUCAACGCUGUGAGGAAACCUCGACUUUGCCAGGUCCCCAAGUGCAGCGGGGCUCGGCGAGCGAGGCACCUUUCUCCGUCCCCAUCCCAAUCCAAGCGCUCCUGGCACUGACGACGCCAAGAGACUCGAGUGGGAGUUAAAGCUUCCAGUGCGGGCAGCAGGUGUCCAGGGCGGGCCUGCGGGUUCCUGUUGACGUCUUUCCCUAGGCAAAGGUCCCAGUUUCUUCUCGGAGCCGGUUGUCCCGCGCCACUGGAAACCGCACCUCCCCGCAGCAUGGGCACCAGCCUCAGCCCGAACGACUCUUGGCCGCUAAACCCGCUGUCCAUCCAGCAGACCACGCUCCUGCUACUCCUGUCGGUGCUGGCCACUGUGCAUGUGGGCCAGCGGCUGCUGAGGCAACGGAGGCGGCAGCUCGGGUCCGCGCCCCCGGGCCCGUUUGCGUGGCCACUGAUCGGAAACGCGGCGGCGGUGGGCCCGGCGGCUCACCUCUCGUUCGCGCGCCUGGCGCGGCGCUACGGCGACGUCUUCCAGAUCCGCCUGGGCAGCUGCCCCAUAGUGGUGCUGAAUGGCGAGCGCGCCAUCCACCAGGCCCUGGUGCAGCAGGGCUCGGCCUUCGCCGACCGGCCGUCCUUCGCCUCCUUCCGUGUGGUGUCCGGCGGCCGCAGCAUGGCUUUCGGCCACUACUCGGAGCACUGGAAGGUGCAGCGGCGCGCAGCCCACAGCAUGAUGCGCAACUUCUCCACGCGCCAGCCGCGCAGCCGCCAAGUCUUCGAGGGCCACGUGCUGAGCGAGGCGCGCGAACUGGUGGCGCUGCUGGUGCGCGGCAGCGCGGACGGCGCCUUCCUCGACCCGAGGCCGCUGACCGUCGUGGCCGUGGCCAAUGUCAUGAGUGCCGUGUGUUUCGGCUGCCGCUACAGCCACGACGACCCCGAGUUCCGUGAGCUGCUCAGCCACAACGAGGAGUUCGGGCGCACGGUGGGCGCAGGCAGCCUAGUGGACGUGAUGCCCUGGCUGCAGUACUUCCCCAACCCGGUGCGCACCGUUUUCCGCGAAUUCGAGCAGCUCAACCGCAACUUCAGCAACUUCGUCCUGGACAAGUUCCUGAGGCACUGCGAAAGCCUUCGGCCCGGGGCCGCCCCCCGAGACAUGAUGGACGCCUUUAUCCUCUCUGCGGAAAAGAAGGCGGCCGGGGACUCGGACGAUGGUGGCGCGCGGCUGGAUUUGGAGAACGUACCGGCCACUAUCACUGACAUCUUCGGCGCCAGCCAGGACACCCUGUCCACCGCGCUGCAGUGGCUCCUCCUCCUCUUCACCAGGUAUCCUGAUGUGCAAGCUCGAGUGCAGGCAGAAUUGGAUCAGGUCGUGGGGAGGGACCGUCUGCCUUGUAUGGGUGACCAGCCCAAACUGCCCUAUGUCCUGGCCUUCCUUUAUGAAGCCAUGCGCUUCUCCAGCUUUGUGCCUGUCACUAUUCCUCAUGCCACCACUGCCAACACCUCUCUCUUGGGCUACUACAUUCCCAAGGACACUGUGAUUUUCGUCAACCAGUGGUCUGUGAAUCAUGACCCAGUGAAGUGGCCUAACCCGGAGAACUUUGAUCCAGCUCGAUUCUUGGACAAGGACGGCCUCAUCAACAAGGACCUGACCAGCAGAGUGAUGAUUUUUUCAGUGGGCAAAAGGCGGUGCAUCGGCGAAGAACUUUCUAAGAUGCAGCUUUUUCUCUUCAUCUCCAUCCUGGCUCACCAGUGCAAUUUCAGGGCCAGCCCAAAUGAGCCUGCGAAAAUGAAUUUCAGUUAUGGGCUGACCAUUAAACCCAAGUCAUUUAAAGUCAACGUCACUCUCAGAGAGUCCAUGGAGCUCCUUGAUAGUGCUGUCCAAAAGUUACAAGCCGAGGAAACUUGCCAAUAAGAGGCAAGAGGCAAGCUGAAAUUUUAGAAAUAUUCACAUCUUCGGAGAUGAGGAGUAAAAUUCAGUUUUUUUCUAGUUCCCCUUUUGUGCUGCUUCUCAAUUAGCCUUUAAGGUGAGCAUAAGUCAGCUGUCCAUCAGGUGAGGUGUGCUCCAUACCCAGUGGUUCUUCAUGAGUAGUGGGCUAUGCAGGAGCUUCUGGGAGACUUUUUUGAGUCAAAGACGUAAAGGGCCCAAUGAAUUAUUAUAUACAUACUGCAUCUUGGUUAUUUCUGAAGGUAGCAUUCUUUGGAGUUAAAAUGCACAUAUAGACACAUACAUCCAAACACUUACACAAAACUAUUGAAUGAAGAAGUAUUUUGGUAACCAGGCCAUUUUUGGUGGGAAUCCAAGAUUGGUCUCCCAUAUGCAGAAAUAGACAAAAAGUAUAUUAAACAAAGUUUCAGAGUAUAUUGUUGAAGAGACAGAGACAAGUAAUUUCAGUGUAAAGUGUGUGAUUGAAGGUGAUAAGGAAAAGAUAAAGACCAGAAAUUCCCUUCUCACCUUUUCAGGAAAAUAACUUAGACUCUAGUAUUUAUGGGUGGAUUUAUCCUUUUGCCUCCUGGUAUACUUCCUUACUUUUAAGGAUAAAUCAUAAAGUCAGUUGCUCAAAAAGAAAUCAAUAGUUGAAUUAGUGAGUAUAGUGGGGUUCCAUGAUUUAUCAUGAAUUUUAAAGUAUACAUUAUUAAAUUGUAAAACUCCAAGGUGACGUUGUACCUCUUUUGCUUGCCAAAGUACAUAAUUUCAAUUAUCAGCAAAGAAAAAAAAAAAGCCAGCCAAGCUUUAAAUUAUGUGACUGUAAUGUACUGAUUUCAGUAAGUCUCAUAGGUGAAAAAAAAAGUCACCAAAUAGUAUGCAAUAUAUUACUUAAUUGUCCGUAAGCAGUAUACUAGUAUUAUCUUGUUCAGGAAAAGGUUGAAUAAUAUAUGCCUUGUAUAAUAUUGAAAAUUGAAAAAGUACAACCAACUCAACCAAGUGUGCUAAAAAUGAGCUUGAUUAAAUCAACCACCUAUUUUUGACAUGGAAAUGAAGCAGGGUUUCUUUUCUUCACUCAAAUUUUGGCAAAUCUCAAAAUUAGAUCCUAAGAUGUGUUCUUACUUUUAUAACGUCUUUAUUGAAAUUCUAUUUAUAAUACACAAUCUUAUUUUGAAAAUAACCUAAUUAGUAUAUUAAAAUUCCAAAUUCAUGGCAUGCUUAAAUUUUAACUAAAUUUUAAAGCCAUUCUGAUUAUUGAGUUCCAGUUGAAGUUAGUGGAAAUCUGAACAUUCUCCUGUGGAAGGCAGAGAAAUCUAAGCUGUGUCUGCCCAAUGAAUAAUGGAAAAUGCCAUGAAUUACCUGGACGUUCUUUUUAUGAGGUGACAAGAGUUGGGGACAGAACUCCCAUUAUUACAACUGACCAAGUUUCUCUUCUAGAUGAUUUUUUGAAAGUUAACAUUAAUGUCUGCUUUUUGGAAAGUCAGAAUCAGAAGAUAGUCUUGGAAGCUGUUUGGAAAAGACAGUGGAGAUGAGGUCAGUUGUGUUUUUUAAGAUGGCAAUUACUUUGGUAGCUGAGAAAGCAUAAAGCUCAAAUGAAAUGUAUGCAUUCACAUUUAGAAAAGUGAACUGAAGUUUCAAGUUUUAAAUUUCAUUGCAAUUAAACUUCCAAAGGAAGUUCUACAGUGUCCUAAGUGCUAAGUGCUUAUUACAUUUUAUUAAGCUUUUUGGAAUCUUUGUACCAAAAUUUUAAAAAAGGGAGUUUAUGAUAGUUGUGUGUAUGUGUGUGUGGGGUGGGGGGAUGGUAAGAGAAAAGAGAAAGACUCAGAAGAAGGAAAGAUGGUUAAACAUUUUCCCACUCAUUCUGAAUUAAUUAAUUUGGAGCACAAAAUUCAAAGCAUGGACAUUUAGAAGAAAGAUGUUUGGCAUAGCGGAGUUAAAUCUCAAAUAGGCUAUUAAAAAAGUCUACAACAUAGCAGAUCUGUUUUGUGGUUUGGAAUAUUAAAAAACUUCAUGUAAUUUUAUUUUAAAAUUUCAUAGCUGUACUUCUUGAAUACAAAAAAUCAUGCCAGUAUUUUUAAAGGCAUUAAAGUCAACUACAGAAAGCAGGCUUGCCCAAUACAUUUAAAUUUUUUGGCACUUGCCAUUCCAAAAUAUUAUUCCCCAGCAAGGCUGAGAUAGUGAAUUUGGGCUGCUGUAGCCUAUUUUUUUAGAUUGAGAAAUGUGUAGCAGCAAAAAUAAUCAUGAACCAAUCUGGAUGUCUCAUUAUGUCAACCAGGUCCAGAUGUGCUAUAAUCUGUUUUUAUGUAUGUAGGCCCAGUCGUCAUCAGAUGCUUGCGGCAAAAGGAAAGCUGUGUUUAUAUAGAAGAAAGUAAGGUGCUUGGAGGUUACCUGGCUUAUUUAAUAUGUUUAUAACCUAGUUAAAGAAAGGAAAAGAAAACAAAAAACGAAUAAAAAUAACUGAAUUUGGAGGCUGGAGUAAUCAGAUUACUGCCUUAAUCAGAAAGCCUCAUUGUAUUUCUACCGGAGAGAGAAUGUAUUUGCUGACAACCAUUAAAGUCAGAAGUUUUACUCCAGGUUAUUGCAAUAAAGUAUAAUGUUUAUUAAA
Molecule: messenger RNA, 5264 nt
Organism: Symphalangus syndactylus (siamang)
Lineage: Eukaryota; Metazoa; Chordata; Mammalia; Primates; Hylobatidae
Gene: CYP1B1
Product: cytochrome P450 family 1 subfamily B member 1
Biological process (GO): hormone biosynthetic process; progesterone metabolic process
Molecular function (GO): heme binding; steroid 17-alpha-monooxygenase activity; iron ion binding
Source: RefSeq, a predicted model, not a curated record